AUGGCGAACCCUAGGAGGGUACUGAUUGAAAACAACAGAUUGUCACCUCUAAUCAAUCUACUGAAGAAGCCUCAAGCGUUUCCUCUACUUCUCUCGUUUUUCCUCUUGCUCACAUGGAUCUCUCUCAGGGUACAGCACUCUUCUCACUUCGUUUCGUCAUCUUCCAAUCCGAAAACUACAGUAAAGAGUAAUCCCGAUUUGGAAAUCCACGACGACGACGAUAAGGUUAAUCUGGUCCGGUUCGAUUCGUCGUCGCUUUCUCCCGUCCGGAAAGACGACCGUGGAUGGUUGCUUGAUCCCAUUAUCCUAGCUCGUAACUCUCAGCUCAAUGGUGGAGCUGCGUCGUGUCUUUCGAUUCAUGUUGGUGAAAUACGGCCUGGUGGUUUGAGGGGAAACCACAGACACCAUACCUGUAAUGAGACGUUCGUCAUUUGGGGAGCCAGAACAAAAUUCAGGCUGGAGAACCCCAAGGUUGAAAAAGGUUAUGCCGAAGUAGUAAUUGGAGAAGAUGAAGUAGCUGUAGCGGUUAGUCCGAGUGGCACGGCUCAUGCUCUAGUAAAUGUGGAUCCUGUACGUUCUACUUUCUUCAUUGGCUGCCAAGACAGUACUAUGCACAACAGCUCAACUAGCGACUACAAAGUAUGGAAAGAUCUCUUAUCCAAAGUUGGUUAA
Molecule: messenger RNA, 672 nt
Organism: Microthlaspi erraticum
Lineage: Eukaryota; Viridiplantae; Streptophyta; Magnoliopsida; Brassicales; Brassicaceae
Source: the annotation of a GenBank genome assembly